Molecule: messenger RNA, 3460 nt
Organism: Haliotis rufescens (red abalone)
Lineage: Eukaryota; Metazoa; Mollusca; Gastropoda; Lepetellida; Haliotidae
Product: toll-like receptor 4
Exons: 2
Coding region: 22-1575 (517 amino acids)
Cellular component (GO): extracellular matrix
Molecular function (GO): protein binding
Source: RefSeq, a predicted model, not a curated record
GGUCUAAGGCGUGACACAACCAUGGCCAGUUUACCUGAGGUGAUGCUGGUUGCAUUUCUUCUGCUCUCUGGAGAUGCUGGUGAGGGUGGUGAGCCUGGUGGUGUCGAUACCUGUGAACCGUGCACAUGCUCAGAAACACACGCCGACUGUUCCUCGCGAAACCUAACCACCGUCCCGAAAACCCUUCCAAUCGGAAUCCAAACUUUGGAUCUAGCUCACAACUCAUUUCAUGAAUUGAUAAGGAAAUCCUUUGAUGCCUACGCAAACCUUACUACUCUAAAUAUAUCAUACAACAAACUCAAAUUCUUGGAUAGGGAUGUCUUUGAGCAUUUGAUAAAUUUGCUGAUACUGGACCUUUCACACAACGAGCUAUCACUGUCUGAACACUCCUAUCCUGAAGGACUCUUUAGGAACCAGAAGAUGUUACAACUAUUGUUUCUCCAAAGUAACACUGAAUGCAACGAAAACUACCGUUAUCCUGAUACCGUAUUCAGUGACCUUACCAACUUAACUGAACUUCACAUAGAUGGUUUGAAAAACUUCGUAUUUGGAAAAGGCUUCAAGAACCUCACAAAACUCACGUCACUGUUUCUCGUGGGAACCUGUGAUAUUGAGACAGUCCGAAACUACAGUUUUACCUACUUGUCUAAUGUGCAAAAUCUUUCCCUGGUACACUGUGGAAUCAUUCACAUUGAACAAUCGUCAUUUUCGCCCUUAAGCAAUGACAUACAUUAUUUGGAUGUUUCUGACAAUGUGGACCUUGGACUGAUUCGCCUUGGUCGCGCAUUCUAUGGACUUAGAAACAAAACAGUUCGGAUUCUGAGGGCAAAUAGGCUACACAGGCAUCGUGGAACAGGCAUAGCACUUAAGUGCAAAGACUUUGCUUCUCUUAAAUACAUAACAUUAGAAGAACUGCACAUCGAUGAUAAUCGCAUAGAAGUCCUUGACAUGGGUAUUACAGGACUUCUACCUCGCUUAAAGAGAUUCUCAGGCAGAAAUAAUCUAUUCCUGUUUGGUCCAUAUACUCUUACAGGUCAGGGAUUGAAGGAGCUUGAAUGGGCUGAUGUCUCUGGACAGUCAGCUUCAACCGCUGAAUUUUUCAAUCAGAAUGAAAACAAUUUGUAUCUUAAAUAUUCAAGAAAAGAGUUAACUUGUUUUCCUUCAAAUGAGACACAACACAAUUUAAGUAUUUCACAUGAAAAUGUUUUACAUUUAGACAGGAAACUGUCGGGUUCCCGGUCGGAUAUGAACUAUGCAGGUUGUACAUUUAGAUUACCGCAGAAGCUUUUAUUUGCCAAUUUCAGCAGAUCCAAAUUGAGUUUCCGUAUAAAAAAUGUAUCAUGUUGCAAUUCCAAGUUAAAGGAACUUGAUCUUUCUCAUAAUUUGUUUUCAAAAUGGGAAGGACCGAUUGAAGGGUUUGAAAGCCUAGAAAAAAUAGAUCUCUCUCAUAAUUUCUGUGACUAUGUAAAUAAUUCAGUUUUCAAAAGUCUUAGCCGUUUGAAAACAGCAAAGCUUGGGACAAAUUUUCUUGGCUAUGCAAUGAAAGACAUACAGUUUAACAUUAGUAAAUUAUAACAUCAAGACUUGACAGAUAACAAGAUCCAGGAGCUGACAAGGUCUAAUUUCAUGUUACUGAAGUCCCUUAAAUACUUAGACCUUAGUCACAACGAUCUUAGAUCUUGGAAUGCUGACAUCGAACAUAUGCAUAAUUUAAGGACAGUAAAUAUUUCUCAUAAUUUAUUUGCAGACUUUCCAAUAAAUCUGGCAUUACAAAUUGACCGACUCAACAGUAGGAAUUUGAGUGUUGAUUUUCAGGGCAAUUUCCUGCAAUGUAAUUGUCUCACUUUAAAAUCUUUGCAAUGGAUAAAUAAGAAUUCAAACAUCUUUCUUAACAUACAAGGUCUAGUAUGCAUGUUUAAUCAUAAAAAUAUCAAUCUUACAAACAUACAUGACAUCGUUCUUGAACUUGAAAAAACAUGUGCUUCGUAUGUAGGAUUGAUGAUCGGCAUUCUGAGCAUCAUCGUGUUAGUCUUGGCUUUAUCUAUAGCCGGCGUUGUGUUCAGGUACAGGUGGAAGGUCAGGUAUCUUUACCACUUAAUGCGAAAUAGACAUCGAGGAUACCUCCCUGCUGAAGAUGUAGAACAGGAAUUCGAAUUUGAUGCCUUCAUUUCGUAUGCUGAUGAAGACCGCGGUUUCGUUGUGAGGGAAAUGCGCGAGAUUCUGGAAGACCAGGAGAACUUUAGUCUGUGCAUCCACCAUAGAGACUUUCUCCCGCGAGAAGCCAUCGCGGCCAACAUCCUGAAAGCCAUCAGUUCCAGCAGAAAGACUGUGGUGAUCCUGACCAGGAACUUCCUGAAGAGCUACUGGUGUAGAUACGAGAUGGAGAUGGCCAAGAUGGAGAGUAUCUACACUGGAAGGAACACCUUGCUGAUUGUAGUCAUGGAGGACAUUCCUGUGAAGGAUCUUCCUGUGGAUAUAGUGGAGGUGAUGAGACGGGACUCGUACGUGGAGUUCACAGAUGACAUGGAGGGGAAUGCAGUGUUUUGGCACAGCUUGAAGAGAGGCCUUCGAGGAUGAGAUUUGAACAUUCGUGUGACAAUUCUUCCUGAUGAUUCUGUCCAGGUGACGAGACUGGAUGUACGUAAACGUCACCAAUGACGGGAAAGGGAAUAGAAAUGGUUUUGCAGUCCUGUAAUAGCGAUAGAGUGCUUGCAAUGCUGGUAACUGAACCAAGUUGUAUUGUUUUUAUUGGUUGUUUCGUCAAUUUGUAUAUAUUUUAAGAUGUAUAUUGUAUGUAGAUUCUGCAUACUUGGUAACCCUUGUGGCCAUACUUUCCAUGUACACCCACGUGCGGGUAAAUAUAUGGGCGUUAUAUUCACACGCUAAUAGAACUGUAUCUCAGCUUUGGCUAUAUUCUUGUUCAUGAUUUACAUUUCAUACUCUAUAAACAAAAUUUACGUAUAUACCUCAUAUGAAUUGUAUAUAUUCAUUUUGUGCUUAUUAUUAUUUACGUUACGUAAGUAUAUGUGUGUUUACUUAAAAAUGAAUAGGUGUAAGGUUGUACAUACAUAUCCCUGUAAAAUUUUACUUUGUUGUGUGUGAGUUAAUAUUUCCUGUCAAACUAUUUCAGCCUUAAAUAGACUAUAUUGACAGAUAAGUUCUCAAGCGAAUGUGUAUAUCCUGUAUUAGGAAUAAACAUUGUAUUUAGCGAGCCUUGGCAAGCUAAUUACAUAGUGUCUAUUCCUAAUAUGGGAUAUAUUAAAUUCCCAGAAUCACACAAGCGUGAGAAACUCUUUAUCAUGUGAUGUCAUUCUUGAUUUCUGUAGUCGAAAAAGAUAAUCUUAUCUCUUCCGAAUGAUACCUUAACAUUACAAGAUUUUCAUGUUCUAGGUACAUUUGAGAAUCUAAGGACUUGUUUACAGUUAUGUGUUGAGCCGUUUUAAUAAAACGUGUACGCAAA